CACCACAGUUUGUUCGUUUCUCGUACCUAGGGUUUCAACUUUCGAGCGAGCCUUCGUUGCAGUUUACUCCGGCUUCCAUCAAUGGCUCGAAUCAAAGUUCAUGAGCUUAGGAACAAAUCGAAGGUUGAUUUGUUUGCUCAGUUGAAAGAUCUCAAGGCUGAACUUGCUCUUCUCCGGGUCGCCAAAGUUACCGGUGGUGCCCCGAACAAGCUCUCCAAGAUAAAGGUGGUGAGGACAUCAAUUGCACAAGUGCUGACUGUGAUUUCACAGACUCAGAAGUCAGCUCUCAGGGAAGCCUACAAAAACAAGAAGUACCUGCCUCUUGAUUUGCGUCCAAAGAAAACCAGAGCCAUCCGCAGACGUCUAACCAAGCAUCAGGCUUCAUUGAAGACUGAAAGAGAGAAGAAGAAGGAGAAGUACUUUCCUUUGAGGAAGUAUGCUAUCAAGGUGUAAGGUGGGAACUAUGAAGGAGGAGAUUUAAGUUGUGGUGUGUAAAUCUCUUUCCAGUUUUGAACUCAUAGUUUGUGUACGAUUAAUCAGAGAUCAUGCGUUCGAUAGUUUGUCUGCAUUGAGUUAAAAGACAGUUAACAUCGGAGCUUGCUCUUGAUGUUUGCAUACCUAUUUGACUUGUUUCAUCUUUUUUAAAAAAGGCAUCUACAUUUGUGGUGUUGAUUUGCAUUAUGCAUUUCUCGUUAAUCUCUGUUGUAUCGAUUCGUUUCUUAUGAAAGCAAAGACUUUGCUCUGAC
Cynara cardunculus var. scolymus (artichoke) is the source of this 746-nucleotide messenger RNA. RefSeq names its product 60S ribosomal protein L35-2. Lineage: Eukaryota; Viridiplantae; Streptophyta; Magnoliopsida; Asterales; Asteraceae. Gene Ontology annotation, cellular component: cytosolic large ribosomal subunit; ribosome. Gene Ontology annotation, molecular function: structural constituent of ribosome; mRNA binding. Gene Ontology annotation, biological process: maturation of LSU-rRNA from tricistronic rRNA transcript (SSU-rRNA, 5.8S rRNA, LSU-rRNA); translation. The coding region runs from base 82 to 453 and encodes 123 amino acids. The record is from RefSeq and is a predicted model, not a curated record. The transcript is spliced from 4 exons.